AUGAUUAAAUUAUGUUUAACGAAUUCAAAUAAUACAUCAUCAUCAUCAUCAUCAUUUAAUGAAUCAUUAGAACAAAUUUUAAAUAUAACACCAACAAUACCAUUAACUAUAAUGAAUAUUAUCGGUCAACAACAACAUAUGUCGAUAGAAUUAAUACGUCUUAAUUGGUGUUUAGCAUCUGAGCGAAAACAAAAUUCAUUUAAAACAAAUUUAAAAAAUGAUUUUAUUAUUAUACAUCAGACAUUUAAACAAGAAAAUUUCAAUCCAAAUGAUACCUCUAUUAUAAAUGAUGAUAAUGAAGAAGAUGAUGAAAAUUAA
Messenger RNA from Rotaria sordida, 318 nucleotides. Lineage: Eukaryota; Metazoa; Rotifera; Eurotatoria; Philodinida; Philodinidae. The record is from the annotation of a GenBank genome assembly.